Molecule: messenger RNA, 2503 nt
Organism: Gavialis gangeticus (Gharial)
Lineage: Eukaryota; Metazoa; Chordata; Crocodylia; Gavialidae
Gene: CUNH17orf75
Product: chromosome unknown C17orf75 homolog
Exons: 10
Coding region: 39-1205 (388 amino acids)
Cellular component (GO): trans-Golgi network
Source: RefSeq, a predicted model, not a curated record
GUUUGGGCGCUGCGCCAGGGCCGCGCUGCGCCAGGACGAUGCUGCCGGUGCUGCAGGAGUCGGUGGAGGGCGACGAGCGGGAGCUGGAGAGCAGCGAGGAGGAGCGGCGGCCCGAGCGCUGCAGCACCAGCUACUAUUGCCUGUACCACUACCUGGGCUGCAGGCCCUCGCAACAAGGAGCUGAACGUGCGGAUGGGAGUCCCAGCGGUGCGACGGCAGAAACUCCGGCUGCUGAAGACUUCAGCCUCUCCUUGGUGGAUACUAACUUGCCAACUGAAGCAGAGACAGAGUUGCGCAGUUUUGUUGCCAAGCGCCUUACUAAAGGAGCACUUUUUGAAGGAUUGGGCAAUGUUGCAUCUGUGGAGCUGAGUAUACCUGAAGUCAAAGCUGGUUGUUAUUACUGCCUUCUCCAACAAGAAAAGCUGCUAGAAGCAGCAACAUUGGAAUCAAACAUCAACUCCCCUGAGUAUGUGAUUUGUUUCUUAGGAGGCUCAGAGAAGGGCCUUGAACUUUUCAGACUUGAGUUGGACAAGUAUGUGCAAGACCUGAAGAUUAACCUUGAUGCAGAGCAAAGUAACCUGGAGACAUGUGUAACACCCUACCUGAGAAGCUGGUUUGAGGAUUGUGUGUGCCCCAUACAGAGGGUAGUACAGCUCUUCCAGGAGAAACUUGCCUUUUUGUUACAUACUGCUUUGAGUUACAUGCCUGUUGAAGUUAAGGAUUCAGAUGAAAGAACAAAGAAAGAUAUUAACAGGUUUCUGAGUGCUGCUAGUCUCCAAGGUCUUGUUCAGGAAAGCACGAUGACCUCCUUGUGUAUCGCUAUGACGGAGGAACAGCACAAGUCGGUGGUGAUAGACUUUAGUGGACCACAGCUUCAGUUCUAUAAUGCAGGAAGCAAUAAAUUCUGUGAAGACUGGAUGCAGGCUUUUAUAAAUGGUCCUGAAGGUGGAAAUCCAUUUCUCUUAUGGCAAAUACUAGAGAACUUUAAACUGAAGGCUAUACAAGACAUUAACAACCUGAAGAGGUUUAUCCGCCAGGCAGAAAUGAACCAUUAUGCCUUGUUUAAGUGUUACAUGUUCCUGAAGAACUGUGGCAGUGGAGACGUCCUUCUGAAAAUUGUUAAAGUAGAGCAUGCAGAAAUGCCAGAAGCCAAAAAUGUAGUAACUGUCCUUGAGGAAUUCAUGAGGGAAACAGCAGUAGCCUAAAACAUUUUAGUUUCUAUGUUCAUUUUGGACUAUUUGUAUAUAAAUAAUUAAUUUCUUCCUUUGGAGCUAAGAGUAGCUGGUACAUAAACUUAAAUGAUAUCUGAAAGCUGUCAGUCAUUUCAAACUUACUUCAUAUGUGGGUCUGUUUACAUUUCAUCUUUUAAGAAAAAGCAGUAUGAUAUUUGUUUUAAGUUUUGAAUAUUGUGUACUGUGAAAAGGUAAUCAGUCAUUUUUAACACCUGCCUUAUCUUACUCUGGAGGGGACCAUACACUGCAUGCAUGUGCGUGUAUUUUUUUCAUAUGAAAUGCUAUUUAAGAAAGAAAAGAAAAAGUCAUUUGCACGACCAGCUGUGUUUAGGCCUUUAGAAAAGCUUGAAUGUAGCAGUAGUAAAAAUAAUCAUGGCUUAACACUGGAAUCAGAUUUAGAAAUCAUAUGUGUAAAGAACUACAAACAUUUGGAGGAAUUGUAUAGUAAAUUAAUUGAACUUAUAGGCUUAGGCUCUAGUUUUCAUGUCCUUAAAAAAUAAAGAAGAAAGGCUGUGCUUCUUACUAGUUUAACAAUUUGAUUAUGCUUGUAGAUUUGUCCUAAGACUGAACUAAGUGUUUAAAUACUUGUGGACUUGAAUGGUUGGUUGUAGUGGUGAAUUGGGCCUGAAGAUGUUAUAGGCAUAACUUGAAUCUUUGAGGGCUUUUUCAUAAGUUGAAUAAAGCCAAGUUCCUAGAUCAGUGUUCUGUUUGAAAAUGCGUCAUUGCACUUGACUAGUGAAUUCUUCUACACUUCAUGUAAAUACAUUUUCUAAACCACAGAUAGCAGUCUGAAAAAUAUCUACACCACUUUGAUACAACAUGAGCCAAAACUAAGACCUUUCUAAGCAUUAUAUAGGAAAAGACUAUUUAUGCAUCCUAAUGUACUCCUGUUGAUUUCAGUUUGUCUAGGUAGGGAGUGCAGCCUUCAGAGCAUGAUGUAUUUUAUUGUCCUAACUUGAUGCUCAGGAUAUAGACAGAUGAUCAAAAGGCAAGUCGUGGUGGGGAGGGUGCAGCUGAUGCAUGUUAACUGUCCAGCUGCUCAUUCUUUCCUGUGGCAGUUGAAAUCUCAACUGGGGCACUUACUUGGUACAGUUUGAUCAUUUGUCCAUGCCCUGUUCCAUCAGUUAAGUCUCCAACGCUAACUGUAUGUGUAAUAGUGUUACCAGAAUGUUAAGUGUGAUUGUUGUUUGGUUUGAGAACAGUAUGCAUCACAUUAAAGGUACUUAAUUUCCUUUAAGCAACAUUUUCAGUAAAAUAAAACUGCUGCUGUA